AUGAACUCGGAACGUCAAACUGCGCGCUUAAAGCGCCGUGCUGAGCGUCUCGGUCCACCCUCUCGUAGCUCAAUCGGCCAAACUAGCGGCACAAGUAGCAAACUCGUCCAUGAUGUUUCCAUCAAUACCAUCUCUUCCGCUCAUUCUUCUAUUCUCUCCAGCAACGUCAAUUGCCAACGACCGUCACCCAAUCAAACGUCUCUAUUCACUUCCAUGACUUCGGAUCAAAGCUCAAGCUUCAAGACACCACGAGAUAUUCAUGUGCUUGUGGAAAAGCUAUUGGCUAAAAUACACGGCGCUUCGUCUGCUGGGACUACACGUCGUACGGUCGUUCGGCUGCAAGAUGCGAUAUCUAUCGCUCCAGAGACAGACGCCUUUGCUGUACUUGAAAAGAUCAAGCGGAAGAUCACGACGGACUCGCAACAAUUCUAUGACAAUUCUCACGAGACGAUGACGAGAUUAAACGAGGUCUAUUCUCGCUUUGUCAAGUUUAAAAAUCUGGACAAAAAGACAGAGGCGCUCUUGUUGAUGUAUGGCUUAAUGGAUUCUGCUCCAUCGCUGCAGUACAGAAAGAACGUCGAGCAGUGCCCAGACUAUGCAGUGGACAAAACAACAGGGUCGAUUUCUUGUCGGAGUAGAUCGGGAUCGGAAAGUUUAAUCGACCAGGGACAACGCCAUCGGUUUCAGUCAAUGCCGGCAACGUCCUUGAAUUUUCCAGGACUAAAUGCCACACCUGUAUCCUCAAUAAGGCAAUCAGAUACUGACCUAGAGUCGCUGGAAGACUCGUUCAAAGUGGCAGUCGGGAUUGUUCCAACUCACAAUAUAAAAAGAGGGAAAGGCAACAGCCCUCGUACGCAUUCUAUAGCACAUACGGGUACAGCUGUGUCAGGUGAUAUGAGUCUUCCCAGCAACACGGCAAAACGCUCAUCGUUUAACGUACCCGAGGAAGUUAUUCUGCGCGAUGUCAUAUACGCUUUGCAAGGAAUCGAAUCGCGCUACCUGUACUUUGACGACGCAGCUGACCGUUUUCAGAUUACGAAAAGCGUGGGUGUUCCAAAACCCAUGCGCAAACUAAUUCGCAUGCUGUGCGACCUAGGUUGGCUGUACCGCAAAGUUUCAGAGUACAUCAAGCAACAUCGCGAAGAGCUGGCCUUUGGCUUGGUGGGUCAAAGCUUUUGUCAUGUGCUAAACACCGAGCUGGUCGCUUAUUAUCGCCUAAUUGCCAUUCUGGCAGCUCAAAUCGACGAAGAUGCGGAAACUAGAAGGCCAAGUGAACGAGUGACAAGCAGCCUAACCUUGCGAACGCUGAUCGUGUGGACACAGGAUCCACUUGACAAGAUGCGAUUAAUGGCUCGUCUUAUCGACAGUGUCGAAGGACUUCGAGGUGGUGCACUUGCGUCCGGCAUUCACUCGCAUGUAUUACACGGUGAUCCAGAUGUGUCAGAAUCUGUUCAAGCUGUGCUUAGACAAAUAGCUGCUCCGAUUGUUCGAAUGAUUAAGCGCUGGGUUUUUGAAGGAGAGUUGGAAGACGUGCAUGGUGAGUUUUUUGUGGUGGCAGACCCAACUGUGAGUGACGACCAAUUCUGGGCAAAGAAAUACACCGUUAACUCGAAAAUGCUACCAACAUUCAUCUCGAUUGAACUCGCGAAAAGAAUUUUGGUCAUUGGAAAAAGUAUCAACUUUAUUCGUCAAUGCUGUGGAAAUGCUGAUUGGGUCAUGGACGCUGCACAAGAGACUGCUGUGAAUCGAAUGGAAAGUGACGGUGAAGGAUUUAAUUUUGCGGAGCUGAAGUGCCUUGAAAAAGUGAUUGGGAAUGUAUCAAACUCUACAAAUGAGUAUCUGAUUCGCACACUGAUGGAAAAAUACCGACUUCUCGAUCAUUGCCAAGCACUUAAGCGCUAUUUGUUGCUAGGGCAGGGUGACUUUAUUCAAUAUCUGAUGGACCUUCUAGGUCCUGAGUUAUCGAAACGAGGCUCACAAGUGUAUCGCCAUACGCUUACAAACGUGCUGGAGACAGCACUAAACGCUUCCAAUGCGAAGUUUGAGUCGGCGGAUAUCCUAGGGCGCCUAGAUGUUGAGCUGUUGCAAGGAUCCUCGGGCGAUACCGGAUGGGAUAUUUUUUGCUUGCACUACAACUUGCAAGCACCCGUGAACAGUGUCAUUCCCGCAUCUUCGAUGCUCCAGUACCAGCAAAUCUUUGACUUUUUAUGGCGAAUGAAGCGCGUAGAGCACUCGCUGUCUGCGUCAUGGACAAAGGAUAUGAAUCUUGGACAUGAGGUUCAGGGAUGUGUGCCAGGAAUUAAACCGGUCUUGCAUAGGAGUCAGCUUGUACGGUCUGAGAUGAUCCACUUUAUAACCAACCUCCUCAACUACAUCAUGUUUGAGGUUUUAGAAACAGCGUGGCAUAAACUAGUGAAGGAUUUAAAUGCUGCAAAGGACUUGGACGGACUCAUUGAAAGCCAUGCAGCAUACAUUAUCUCCAUCAAAAGAAAUGGUUUCCUGAUGAAAGAGUCAAGAGAAAUUUUGACACAGCUAAAGCUCAUCUUCGCAACAAUCAUCAGGUUUUGCAAGGCGCAGAAGAAUUUAUAUACGACUGCGAUGCACGAGAAACACGUAGAAGAGAGACGUCAAGAAGUUAUGCAGCACCAGGAGCUAGAUUGUUCAUGGGGAAUACAAGAAGAAGAAGUCUAUGAUAAGCGAAAAGAUCGAGAUGCAUUUGGUUCCAACUCGAAAAUCUUUCGUCAGAUUGAAGAAAUGUCAGAUGAAUUCAGCCAUCAGUUUUUGAAACUUCUUGACAUUGUCAAGCACAAUUCAAUGCGUGGAUCCCAAAGCCUAUCGUUUCUCAUGUCUCGCUUCGAUUUCAACGAAUUUUAUGCCAAGAAGAUUGCUCCUCCAAUGGAUACAGCAGAAAAGUAG
Peronospora farinosa is the source of this 2916-nucleotide messenger RNA. Lineage: Eukaryota; Oomycota; Peronosporomycetes; Peronosporales; Peronosporaceae. The record is from the annotation of a GenBank genome assembly.